AUGAACCAUUCAAGACGAUCUGUGCAAGCAUCUCGUCUCCAGUCUUCAGUUGCAACCCAUCACCACGACUUGUAUACAGAAACCUAUCGAGCAGCAUGUCUCGCCAUCAAACUCGAUCGUCUCGGCCAAUUCGUUCAGGCAUCACAGCAAUACAAAAAGGUCAUUGAGAUGUUUAAAGACUUGAUGGAAUUAUGCGAUCAAGAUGUCCGGAUUGAACGACAACAGCUUGAACAAAAGAUGAAUGAAUACGUGCAUCGAAGUGAGCAAUUGAGUCGGUACAAUACGGGUAUCGCCAAUGGUGUCCCAGCAGCAGCCCAUCCUGACGCGGAAAUGCAUCGCUUGUACAACGUUCCCGAUGAUAUGGAUGAUCACCAAGUGGAAGGAGAUGAGGAUGACGAGGAUGAUGAUGAGGCCCGUUUAAUUCGUUGGCAUCUUCAAAAGGGCAAGUUUUCCAUGAUCCAAGGAGAAGUGAAUGAUAAAAAGGGACAUGUCGAGGAGGCGUUGGAGUACUACAUGGAUUCAGCUGACUGGUACAAAAAGGCAUACGAAGAUCUUGGUCAUGAUCCUCAGCGUCGAGCCUUUGCAAAAAACAUGUGUCUGAAUGCUGUGGAUAAGGCAGAGGAGCUCAAGGCAAUGACGAUGCAUCAAAAGACACAAUUGCUAAGUGUUCGAAAUGAGAAAGCGCAUACGAGGCCUGUGCUUGGAAGACAUCGUGCCUCUUCGACAUCAUCCACUCGAUCCAAUCGAUCCGCCGUAUCCAUCGAGUCUUCCUCAUACCCUAACGGCAAAACGGGAACAUGUGACAGCCCACAGAGCAGCAAUAGUACAACGGGUGGUGAUCUACUUGCACAGCGUUUAUCAUCGGCAGAACUCGAAGUCCUCAAAUACAGCUCCAAUGUCAAUAACAACAUUUUCCUUCCAUGGAUUGAUGAUACCGAUCUAAAAGAAAAGUUUGCAUACCCCAAUCGUUUCAUUGAUCCGGAUGGCACGCUUCGACUCUCUGAAAAGCAAAUGGCAAAAUUUGGAGGAUGGAAACGACCCACUGAAUUCAUGAAGAACCCACAAUUGAUCCGAUUGAUCUCAAGCACAAGCAUUGUUCAAGAUGUUGUCACCGAUUGUUCCUUUGUCGCAUCAUUGUGUGUCGCUGCAGCUUAUGAACGCAAAUACAAACAACAGUUGAUUACCUCCUGCAUCUAUCCACAAGACAUCAAUGUGGUGGAUGAUUUACUACCGGUGUCACGUGAUGGAACAUUGAUGUGCACGUUUUCUACCCACAAGGAGGAAUUAUGGGCCAGCAUCAUUGAAAAAGCAUAUAUGAAACUCAUGGGCGGAUAUGAUUUCCCUGGAUCGAACUCAGGGAUUGACUUGUACUCACUCACUGGCUGGAUUCCGGAGCAUAUUUUCAUCCAUGACAAACAUUUCGUAUCAGACAAAGUAUGGGAUCGGAUUCUUGAAGGAUCAAAAUAUGGCGAUGUUCUCGUUACGAUUGCGACGGGUGAAAUGUCUGAAGACGAAGCGGAUCAUCUUGGAUUGGUACCCACCCAUGCCUAUGCCGUCAUUGAUAUCAAAACAGUUCAGGGCAAGCGAUUUAUGCAAGUCAAGAACCCAUGGAGCCACAAACGAUGGCGAGGCCCCUUUAGUCAUCUGGAUACGGCCGCUUGGACCCAUGAUUUGAAAAACGCGCUCAACUAUGAUCCCUACAUCGCAGAGCAAAAUGAUGAUGGCAUCUUUUGGAUCGACUUUGAAUCCGUGUGUACGCAUUUUACAUCCAUCCACUUGAAUUGGAAUCCAGAGCCAUUCACACACCGCUAUGUAUUGCAUUCGUUAUGGCAUGGCCAUAUUGGUCCCAAGAAGGAUGUUUACAAUCUGGGCUACAAUCCUCAAUUCAGUUUGCAAAUCACCGUCCCUGAUAGAAAGCCAGCAGCAGUAUGGCUACUUUUGUCCAAGCACGUGAUGGUGACAGAGGAAAACACUGAUUACAUCACGCUACACAUUUAUGAUAACACCGGUGGUCAACGUGUUUAUUAUCCAGGAGAUCCCUUCAAAGAGGGUACCUAUGUCAACAGCCCCCAUAUCUUGGUCCGAUUCAAUGCUCCUCCUGGCACUAGCGAAUAUACCAUUGUGGCAUCACAGCAUGAAAAGGCUCAAUCAUUGUAUUUCACUCUUCGAGCUUGGUCACUCGCUCCCAUCAAUUUGGCCGAAGUCCCUAUGCGCUAUUCCAUUGAAGAAAAGAUUGUUGGCCAAUGGACUGAACAAACAGCAGGUGGCAAUGCAUCCAAGCCGACGUAUCUUAACAACCCCCAAUGGAAAAUCGACAUUCCAGUUCCUGAAGAGUACGCAGCGGAUGCAGGAUUGUUAUUGAUGCUUGAAGCACCUAAAUCAUUUGCUGUGCAUUUGAUGCUUGUGGAAGGUGGCAAGCGAGUAUCCAGUGUAUCGGUACGCGAUGUGCUUGCAGAAUCAGGACCUUAUCGGCAUGGAUUUUGUUAUUGUGAGCUUGCUCAAAUUGCACCCGGUAGUUAUACGGUGGUAGCGUCCACCUUUGAGCCUGAUCUUAUUGGACAAUUUAUUUUGACGGUGGCAUCCAGUACCAAGAUCCAUACGGAGGCUAUACCGGCUGAAGGCGCUGGAAUGUUCCGUAAGGUGCUACAUGGUGAAUGGAUUUGCGGAUACAGUGCCAUGGGGUGUCCUAGCUACGGUCACUAUGGCAACAACCCACGCUAUCACUUGGAGAUUCGAGAAUUGACAACGGUCAAGGUGCGUUUGCAAGCCAACAAGAUUGAGCCUGUGCCAUCCAUCAAUGUUACCAUCUUCGAGAAACACCCAACCGAUUUAUUUGGACGAGAAGUGGCAACCUCUGGCCCAUAUACCAAUGUUGUACAGGGUGUGGCUACCAGUGAAGUGGUUCUAAGCCAGAAUCAAACAGGCUAUAUUAUCGUACUCGCCACACAUGAAAAGAAUAUUGCUGGUGAAUUUACAGCCACCUUGUAUAGCGAUCGACCUGUCAAUGUUCGAAACGACCGGUAG
Molecule: messenger RNA, 3024 nt
Organism: Lichtheimia ornata
Lineage: Eukaryota; Fungi; Mucoromycota; Mucoromycetes; Mucorales; Lichtheimiaceae
Exons: 22
Coding region: 1-3024 (1007 amino acids)
Biological process (GO): proteolysis
Molecular function (GO): calcium-dependent cysteine-type endopeptidase activity
Source: RefSeq, a predicted model, not a curated record